Choloepus didactylus (southern two-toed sloth) is the source of this 1401-nucleotide messenger RNA. RefSeq names its product keratin 32 (gene KRT32). Gene Ontology annotation, molecular function: structural molecule activity. The record is from RefSeq and is a predicted model, not a curated record. NCBI's taxonomy places the organism in Eukaryota, Metazoa, Chordata, Mammalia, Pilosa, Megalonychidae. The transcript is spliced from 8 exons. Bases 1 to 1401 code for a protein of 466 amino acids.
AUGACAUCCAACUGCUGUGUCAUCAAUAGCUCGCCGGCCUCCAUCAAGAGCUGCCCCCGGCCCUCCUCUGUCUGCUCCAGCAGCGUGAGCUGCAGGCCUGAGCUGUGCCUGGGUUAUGUCUACCAGCCCAUGACAUGCUUGCCUUCUGUCUGUAUGCCCACCACCUACCGGCCAGCCAGCUCCCUCUCCAAGACCUACCUAUCCAGCUCCUGCCAACCUAGCAGCUGCCGGCCAACCAGUGGCAUCUCUGGCUCCAUGGGUAUUGGUGGCUGGUUCUGUGAGGGCUCCUUCAACAGCAAUGAGAAGGAGACCAUGCAGUUCCUGAAUGACCGCCUGGCCAACUACCUGGAGAAGGUGCGGCAGCUGGAGCGGGAAAACGUGGAGCUGGAGACCAAGAUCCAAGAGGCCUGCAAUUCUCAGGUGCUCACCCUGUGUCCUGACUACGAGUCUUAUUUCCGGACCAUCGAGGAGCUCCAGCAGAAGGUUCUGUGCACUAAGGCGGAGAAUGCCAGGGUGGUCGUGCACAUUGAUAAUGCAAAGCUGGCUGCAGACGACUUCAGGACCAAAUACGAUUGCGAGCUGUCCAUGCGGCAGCUGGUGGAGGCCGACAUCAACGGGCUGCGCAGGAUCCUGGACGAGCUGACCCUGUGCAAGUCUGACCUGGAGGCCCAGGUGGAGUCCCUGAAGGAGGAGCUGCUGUGCCUCAAGAAGACCCAUGAGGAGGAAGUUGGUGCCCUCCGAUGCCAGCUGGGGGACCGCCUUAACAUUGAGGUUGACGCUGCGCCCCCGUCGGACCUGACCAGGACGCUGGAAGAGCUGCGGGGUCAGUACGAGGCAGUGGUGGAGACCAACCGCAGGGACGUGGAGGAAUGGUUCAACAUGCUGAUGGAGGAGCUCAACCAGCAGGUGGCCACGAGCUCUGAGCAGCUUCAGAGCUACCAGUCGGACAUCAUUGAUCUGAGACGAACGGUCAACACCCUGGAGAUUGAGCUGCAGGCCCAGCACAGCCUGAGGGUCUCCCUGGAAUCCAACCUGGCCGAGACUGAGGCCCGCUACAGCGCCCAGCUGGCCCAGGUGCAGGCCCUGAUCAACGGUGUGGAGUCCGAGCUGGCUGAGAUCCGCUGUGACCUGGAGCGGCAGAAUCGGGAGUACCAGGUGCUGCUGGACGUCCGUGCCCGGCUGGAGUGCGAGAUCAGCACAUACCGGAGCCUGCUGGAGAGCGAAGACUGCAAGUUGCCCUGUAACCCAUGCUCCACUCCCUCCUGCCCGCCCUGUGGGUCCUGCACCAUCUGUGUGCCUCUUAAUGGCCACCAACAGAGCAGGGCCAGCCCUGCCAGCAAGGAACAUGGGCUCAGGGCAGGACCAGGAGCCAACCGGCUGCAGUGCGCUUUGAUGCUGUAG